Rotaria sp. Silwood1 is the source of this 2502-nucleotide messenger RNA. NCBI's taxonomy places the organism in Eukaryota, Metazoa, Rotifera, Eurotatoria, Philodinida, Philodinidae. The record is from the annotation of a GenBank genome assembly.
AUGGCUUUAGCUGAAUAUAGUGAUCAUCUGGCGUCUUUAAAUCAAAUGCACAAUGAAGCUAUGGUGAUUGUGAUACUGAAUGUAGUGGCUGUAAUGUGUGAAAACAGCAAAAUUUAUCGUGCAAACAAGUUUCCAUUACCGAUGAAUUUAUAUAAUUUGGUGGUAGCUAGAUCUUCAUAUGGAAAAUCACCAAUACUUGAUUUAGUGAGAAAAUCCAUUGAUGAGGUAGUUCGUUAUCGACCAUCAAAAUUUAAAUCAGCUUCAAAAGAUGGAGAAGAAUUUGACCAGGUUGUAUAUUUUGAUGAAAACACUGCAGCUGGAUUAUUAAGUAGUCUUAAUGGCUGUACACGUUUUCUUAUUACUGACGAGGCUGAUGUUGUACUAAAGAAAAUGGGUUAUACUUUACCACCACCUGGGUCUCGUGAUUGGUCAACUAAUGACUGCAGAAGUCAAUUAUUAACCUUAUAUGAUAGACCGCAUAAUUUUACGAGACGAUUAAAGCGUGAAAGUAUUCAAGUUUUUGACGCAAAAUUAAAUGUUUUGGGUGCAGUAUCAGGUGAUUUAAUAAUUGCUGCAUUGAUGCGCCAAGCAUCCGGUUCCAUGGCUGAUGCGUUGUUUGAACGCACAAUUAUUUGGCCACUUGAUGGUGAAGUAAUACCUACUGCUUCUUGUGUUAUGGAUAUUGAUACCAGCAAAUAUAUGUCAAUUCAACAAUUUGCUAUUGUCGUUAGUUUUAUUGAGAAUAUUGACUUAUAUUUUGAUAAAGAUGCUAAUGAAAGAAUGAUUGUAUGGUGUGAUGAUCUAAAGAAGAAAAGUGCUGCAGAAAAAAACAACGAUCAUAUGGCAGCUCGUUUGGGUAAAAGUGUGCAAAAUUGUCAUCGAAUUGUUGGUUUUUUGUAUAUUGUUGAAUUAGCCUAUUCAAUUGGUCUCAAAUAUCUUGAAAAAUAUGAUCAUUUUCCAAAUAAUGGCAAAAUUACAAUUGAAUUUGUUGAUCAUAUACAAACUUUAUUUGCUGAAUACCUUAUUGAUGAAAAUAAUCAAUUCAUUCAACAUUAUAUUACAUUUGAUAUGGUGGAACGAUGUCGAGAUGUUAUAACAGGAAACAUUGAACAAUACAAAUUAUUAAUGUAUUUAACACCGGAAGAACGAUUUACAGAAGUAAAACAAUCAUCGUCAGCAUUAACAUCUUUAAAACGUGAACAAGAUAGCGAAAAGCUAUCAAAAAAACAAAAACGUAUUAUUCGAUUACAGCCACGUAUGACCGAGAUUAUGGCACGGGUGCUUCGUUUUCGAUCCAUUAUCUUCACAUCAUCUAAUCUUUAUACCGAUGGAGUUAUAAAACGAUCGGCUAGCAUUCUUGGUUCAGCAUUAGCUAAAUUGAUUGAAUUAGAUCUUCUGCUUAUAGUGAAAAAAGGAUUUUUUAGUUCUAAAUGGACGGCUGUUUAUGUAAAAAGAUUACCUGAUCCAUUUUCAACAGAUGAUCAAAUGGAAUUUGAAUGCAAAUUAGGUGAAUUUGGUAUAUCUGGUCUUAAUCUACAAAGUUUUCGUGAAACCUGUUAUGAACUUCUUAUUGAUGGAAAGGGAAAAGUAUCAGAUGAUCUUAUUAAUGAAUUACAACGACCUGAAUAUAAGGAACUCAAUUUGGACAUGAGCAUUCUUAUUGAACGUUCUACAGCAACAACUGUUCAAUCUGUUACAGUAACACAAGAUAGUUCUUGCGACAUUGAUACAAUCUGGCCGGUUGGAAAUGAUUUUUGUGAGAAAAUAUCUCAAAGUGAUGAACAUUCUCAAUUAGACUUGUACAAUAUAUUUGAUAAUAAUAUGACUCAUUUAUCUGAUGAAAAUUCUCAAUUAGCCUCAAAUAAUACUUUUCAUGAUACUGAAAAUCAAACUGAAAUGAUUGAUACUCUCAAAGAAAGCUCCGUAUUUAAUUGUAAUAAUACUGGCAACACGAUGAUGGACAGUCAGAGUGCAAUGAUGGAAGAUGAUGAUGCAACUACAGUUGUUGUUAAACCAAUGGAUGGCAUAAAAGAAUCAAAGGAGAGUGCUUACGAAAAUGAACAAAAAGAUAUUGAAUCUGGUCUUCGUUAUGCGAUUACACAAUGGGAAGGAGAACAAAAUGAUGUGAUUGUCGAAUUCAAACGUAUGCGUUUGAGCGACAAUCCCGAUGAAGAUGAACGUAUACUUGAAAUACAAUUGAUCAUCGAAUGUAUUCUUGAUUACGUAUGUAAAACACAAUGUAAAUCAAAUAAUCACGAUGAAAUUGAUGAUAAAGAACUUGCACGUUUAAGUGACAUAUUUGAAAAAGAGUACUAUGGUUAUGUUACUGAUACUGAACUAGUUCAAGCAAUGGAUCGAUUCUUGAACAUAUUCGAUGCAACAACACCACUAGAGAACAUUACCGACUUACACACUGCAUCUGAAACAAUAGAAUCAACAUCCACAGUUGAGCGGAAUCAAGUGAACCAAUGUCUAGAUGAUGAUAGUGACGAAUAUUAUUAA